AUGCCCAUCCAGUUCAUCCUAUGCUUCAACAAGCAGGGCAUCAUAAGGCUCUGCAGAUGGUUCGACACGUCGAUGCAGAUCCCGCAGGACAGAGACCAGCUGGCCCAAAUUUUCAAGCUGAUCAUGGCGCGGGACCCGCACAUGCAGAGCAACUUCAUCGAGUUCUCGGACGCGACGAAGCUGGUGUACAAGCGAUAUGCCGGACUGUACUUCCUGAUGGGCGUCGGCCCAGACGAGGACAGCCUGAUCUACCUCGCGCACAUCCAGCUCUUCGUGGAGGUGCUGGACCUGUUUUUCGGCAACGUCUGCGAGCUCGACAUCCUGUUCAACUUCUAUAAGGCCUAUAUGGUGAUGGACGAGAUGUUCGUCGGCGGCGAGCUGCGGGAGUGCUCGAAGGACGUGCUGCUGGAGCGCAUUACGCACGUGGAGAAGCUAGCGUAG
Eremothecium gossypii ATCC 10895 is the source of this 441-nucleotide messenger RNA. RefSeq names its product Aps2p (gene APS2). The transcript has a single exon. Gene Ontology annotation, cellular component: intracellular membrane-bounded organelle; membrane coat. NCBI's taxonomy places the organism in Eukaryota, Fungi, Ascomycota, Saccharomycetes, Saccharomycetales, Saccharomycetaceae. Gene Ontology annotation, biological process: vesicle-mediated transport; intracellular protein transport. The record is from RefSeq and is marked provisional. The coding region runs from base 1 to 441 and encodes 146 amino acids.